AUGGCCAGCAUCACCCAGCUGCUGGAUGACCUUUGCGAGGCCCACCUACCGGCCGCCGGAGCUCUCCCGGCCCGGCGUGGCCUGGACCGGAGGCGGGCCAAGCAGUGCCUCAAGAAGGUGGCCUACAACAUGCUUUUCCCAAGUCUCUUUCAAGAGGAGACGCCGAAGCUGCAGCCUGAGCUCUCCAAGCUGCCGGUGAAAAACAAGAUCCUUAUGCUGUCAUUUAACUUGCGGGUGGGCGGCCUGGGCCCGGACGCCGACCGCUUGGAGGACCUUGUGGACCAGCUGCAGGCAGCCCCUUCCUGUCCGCUUGGGGAAGUGGCCUCGGUGUUGGACCUCCUGGUUCAGCUGGCGGGGACGGGUCCCCCUCGAGAGCUGCCCCGGAAACGGGACUAUUUCCUAGACAACAAGUACGUGGGGAGAAACGUUCCCUACCGGGGCUACGACUGUUGUGACUUGAGGGCGCUGGAGAUGGACGCUGAGUCCCUGAUCUGCAGAGAGGAGUAUUUGUGCCGGGACAUGGCUCAGAAGACGCUGCAGAUGAUGGAGGCCCCGCCGGGCACCGGCCUACCCACCUUUGGGCGCUUCUCAUUGGGUGACUCUUGUGACAAGUUUGAGAGAGACACCCGGACCUCCCUCUUUGGUGCCCUUGUGCAUAGCCGCACAUUCGACAUGGACAUCCGACUGGAUCUGCCCCCGGUGCCAGACAGCGUGGACCUGUCCGGACUUGCCAUUAAAGUUCCUCAGAGCAUGGACCAGUCGGAAGAUGAAGGGUUCCAGUCGGCGUCUAAUUUGACUCCAGACUCCCAGUCUGAACCAAGUGUGACCCCGGACCUGGAUGUGUGGGAGGCCGUGCUCACUUACGAGGCCAGCAAGAGGCGGUGCUGGGAGAGAAUCGGGUGCCCCCCUGGCCACAGAGAGGAGCCCUACCUCACAGAAGCUGGGAGAGAGGCUUUUGACAAGUUCUGCAGACUCUGCGAGGGGGGACUGCAGGUGCUUGGUGGCAGCCUGCUCCCGGCCCUGCAGCACAUCCUGGUGCAGGAGUGUGAGCUGGUGAAGGACACGCUGAAUGUGCUCAUUGGAGUUGCAUCGGCCACAUUCUCCCUCUGUCAGCCAGCCCAAGCCUUCGUGGUGAAGCCAGGAGUGUAUGUGUCCGGGACCUCCCCAGAGAGCAUGCGUGGCCUCCUGUCAGAGGUGGCUGUGUGUGGGACCUACUAUGUGCGCCUCAGCCGCUUCUCUCUGCAGCCGGUGCUGGACGCCACGUGCAGCAAAGGCCUUGUGUUCCAGGCCUUCACCAGUGGCGUGAGACGGUACCUGCAGUACUACCGGGCCUGUGUGCUCUCCACCCCGCCCACCCUCAGCCUGCUGACCAUCAGCUUCCUCUUCAAGAAGCUGGGCCGACAGCUCAGGUACCUGGCUGAACUCUGUGGUGUUGGCACCGGACUCCCAGGGACCAGUGGUGGUGGAGGGUCCAAGGCUGUGUUCCCGACUGGCGUGAAGCUGCUCUCCUACCUGUAUCAGGAGGCCCUGGACAACUGUAGCAAUGAGCACUACCCCGUCCUGCUGUCCCUGCUCAAGACCAGCUGCGAGCCCUACACAAGGUUCAUCCACGACUGGGUGUACAGUGGGGUCUUCCGAGAUGCCUAUGGCGAGUUCAUGAUCCAGGUGAAUGAGGACUACCUCGGCUGCAGAGACAAGUUUUACUGGACCCAUGGCUAUGUGCUGAUUUCUGAGGAGGUGGAGGACUGUGUCCCCGUGUUCUUGAAGCACAUUGCCAAUGACGUGUACGUCUGUGGGAAGACCAUCAACCUGCUGAAACUCUGCUGCCCCCGGCAUUACCUGUGCUGGUCUGACGUACCUGUUCCUCGCAUCUCGGUGAGCUUCUCCCUUGAGGAGCUGAAAGAGAUCGAGGAGGACUGUGCUGUGUACGUGGGGCGCAUGGAGAGGGUGGCACGCUACAGCUCCGUCAGCAAGGAGGAGAAGGAACUACGUGUGGAGAUCGCAAAACAGGAGCUGAUCGCCCAUGCCCGCGAGGCAGCGGCCAGGGUUCUGAGCGCCCUGAGUGACCAGCAGGUGUCCGAGCGUGCAGCCGUGGAUGCCCGGAAACGGGAGCAGUUUCAGAAGCUGAAGGAGCAGUUUGUACGUGACCAGGAGCGACGCCUGGCAGCCAGACAGGAAGAGGCUGAUGAUGACUUCAGCUAUGCUCGCGAGCUCCGCGAGAGGGAGAAGCGGCUGCAGGCCUUGGAGGAAGAGCUGGAACAAAGGACAAGGCGGGCGCUGGUUGAGCACUACAGCCGGCUGUCGGCCGAGGCGGCACGCCGGGAACAGAGGGCGCUGUGGAGGCUGCAGAGGCGCAGGCUGGGGGAGGCGCGGCGUUGCUUCCUCCUGGCGGACCAGACACGCCUGCAGGAGCUCCUGAAGGAGGUGUCUGAGGGCAUGUGCCGACAGCCACUGGCUGAGCGCGCUCUUGCCACAUGCCUGCCUGGACCAGGGGCAGCACAUCCUCAGGCCGUGUCCCCAGAUGUGGAGCCCCCAGAUGUGGAGCCCCCAGGUGGAGGCCAAGGCCAUGACCCCACGUCUGCAGAGCAGCACAUGGCUGUCCUGUCACCUCGGUCCCCAGGGUCUCCUACAGCAGAAACCAAGCCUUUCUCUGCUGGCGUCAGCAUACAAGACUUCCUGCCCAUGGGCCUAGGGGUAGAGCAGCCCAUGGAGGCCAGUGUGGCCCCUAUGCCAGGGAACGCCCCCAUCCUGGGGGAAGCCCCCGUUUUGGGGGUGACCCCUUUCCCAGGGGAGUCCCCUCUGCUGGAGCAGGCACUGCAGAACAUUAGCUCAGACCUGCCUUUCUCCAGUGCAGAGGAGGUGCCCACAGUGGCUGGCAUGCAGCCCUCCCGGGGGCAAGAGUAUGAUUUCAGUACCGUCCUGAGGCCAGCUCUGACCACCCAGGCAUCUCCAGGACCCCUCCGGGCUGCAGGGGAUGACUCGGGCCAUGAGGGCCCUCAGCUGCGGUGGGACACUCCUAUGAAGCUGAACACUUGGAUCCCUGAAGUGCUGGUGGCUCAGCCUCACCUGCCCCCACCUAGGCCUGGGCCUGCCGAGGAAGGGAGCAUCGGGUGCCAGGAUCAGCUCCUAACGUACACGUCUGGUGGCGGUGCUUCCUCAGUGGGUCAUGCUUCUGAGACGGCCCCCUCCCAGCCACGCUGGAGCAUCCCAGGCCACGUGUCCAACACCAGUAUCAAGAACGGGGAGAAUGUCUCGGAUGUGGUCCCCUCCCGGCCACGGUGGAGUGUCCAUGGCCACGUGUCUGAUGCCAGUAUCAAGAACGGGGAGAAUGUCUUGGAUGUGGUCCCCUCCCGGCCACGGUGGAGUGUUCACGGCCACGUGUCUGAUGCCAGUAUCAAGAUCGGCGAAAACGUCUCGGAUGUGGUCCCCUCCCGGCCACGGUGGAGUGUCCAUGGCCACGUGUCUGAUGCCAAUAUUAAGAUUGGGGAGAAUGUCUCGGAUGUGGCUUCCUCCCGGCCACGGUGGAGUGUUCAUGGCCACGUGUCUGACGCCAAUAUUAAGAUUGGGGAGAAUGUCUCAGAUGUGGCUUCCUCUCGGCCACGGUGGAGUGUUCAUGGCCACGUGUCUGAUGCCAGUAUCAAGAUUGGGGAAAACGUCUCGGAUGUGGUCCCCUCCCGGCCACGGUGGAGUGUCCAUGGCCACCUGUCUGAUGCCAGUAUUAAGACUGGGGAGAAUGUCUCGGAUGUGGCUUCCUCCCGGCCACGGUGGAACAUCCAUGCCUCUCAGUUGCACACGAUGCUGGGGGCACUCUCUGAGGAAGCAGGGCCGCCGACAUCUGGGGCCCACCUGAGCCCCUCUGGCCAUGUGGUCCAGUCAGACCUAGGAGCACAGAGUUCUUCCCUGGAACGUGACCCACAGCUGCCUUCAGAGAUGGCUCAGGUGGCCACCUUGGUCAGCACAGAGGAGGGCGAUCUCCAGGUUGAGUGCAGUGCUGCAGCUGUGCCCAGCACCCUGGGAGAUCGUGUCCCUGAGGAGCCGGGUUCAGAUGGGGAGCCAGGCCCCAGGCACAGCGGUGACAGCACUGCCUCUCCCAGUCUGCCCUUGACUCUGCAGGCAGGUGAGGUUGCCCAGAGCAGCCCAGGCGGGGAGGAAUGGGCCUACCUGGAGGGCCUGGCGGUGCGGUACCACCUGGAGCAGUACCCCGACAGCUAUGAGGCCAUGUCAGAGCCUCCUGCCGCCCACCUCCUGCCCCAUGUGCUGGCUCGCUCCUCCUCCUCCCCUGUGGCUUCCCGGGCCCUGCCCGCCACGGAUGAGACCGCGGUGCAGCUGAGCGAGUUGCUGACGUUGCCAGUGUUGUUGAAGCAUUCCCUCUCCGCCCCGCUGGCCGCCCACGUCUCCCUGGUGAACAAGGCUGCAGUGGACUUCUACUUUGUGGAGCUCCACCUCGGGACCCACCUAGAGACGCUUCGGCAUUUCCUGCUGAUGGAGGACGGAGAGUUCGCCCAAUCCCUCAGCGACCUGCUGUUUGAGAAGUUGGGGUCUGGGCAGACGCCUGGGGAACUCCUUAGCCCGGUGGCCCUGGGCUCAGUCCUGAGCAAGGCUCUGCAGUACAGCCUCCAUGGAGACAGCCCCCUGGCCGCCAACCUCUCCUUCGCCCUCAAGUUCCUGCCUGAGGUGUUCGCCCCCAAUGCCCCCGACGUACUGAGCUGCUUAGAGCUCAGGUACAAGGUGGAUUGGCCUCUCAACAUUGUCAUCACCGAGAGCUGCCUAAGCAAGUAUGGCCGCAUCUUCUCCUUCCUGCUGCAGCUGAAACUCAUGAUGUGGACGUUGAAGGACAUCUGUGGCCACCUCAAGCGCACAGCACUGGUGAGCCAGGCGGCCGGCUCCGUGCAGCUCCGCCAGUUGCAGCUGUUCAAGCACGAGAUGCAGCACUUUGUGAAGGUCAUCCAGGGCUACGUGGCCACCCAGAUCCUGCAUGUCACAUGGUGCGAGUUCAGGAGCAAGCUGGCUGCCGUGGGCACCCUGGAGGAAGUCCAGCGGGCCCAUGCUGAAUACCUCAACAAGGCUGUCUUCCGGGGUCUGCUGACAGAGAAGGCGGCCCCUGUCAUGAACAUCAUCCACAGCAUCUUCAGCCUGGUCCUCAAGUUCCGUAGCCAGCUCAUCUCCCAGGCCUGGGGCCCUGCUGCCCAGUCCCGGGGUGCUGAGCACCCCAACUUCACCCUCAUGCAGCAGUCAUACAGCACCUUCAAGUACUAUUCCCACUUCCUUUUCAAAGUGGUGACAAAGCUGGUGAACCGUGGCUACCAGCCCCACCUGGAGGACUUCCUGCUGCGUAUCAACUUCAACAACUACUACCAGGACGCCUGA
Orycteropus afer afer is the source of this 5367-nucleotide messenger RNA. RefSeq names its product tubulin gamma complex associated protein 6 (gene TUBGCP6). Gene Ontology annotation, biological process: cytoplasmic microtubule organization; spindle assembly; microtubule nucleation. Bases 1 to 5367 code for a protein of 1788 amino acids. Gene Ontology annotation, molecular function: microtubule minus-end binding; gamma-tubulin binding. The record is from RefSeq and is a predicted model, not a curated record. Lineage: Eukaryota; Metazoa; Chordata; Mammalia; Tubulidentata; Orycteropodidae. Gene Ontology annotation, cellular component: spindle pole; centrosome; equatorial microtubule organizing center. The transcript has 25 exons.